Daphnia pulex (common water flea) is the source of this 795-nucleotide messenger RNA. RefSeq lists its product as uncharacterized. Gene Ontology annotation, molecular function: nucleic acid binding. The record is from RefSeq and is a predicted model, not a curated record. NCBI's taxonomy places the organism in Eukaryota, Metazoa, Arthropoda, Branchiopoda, Diplostraca, Daphniidae. The transcript is spliced from 3 exons. Bases 80 to 724 code for a protein of 214 amino acids.
AGUGACAAGUGUUCUAAAGCUGUGUUGGACGAAUUGAUUUCUUUAUACAGAUAGAAUAAGACGAGCUCAUUGUUGAAAGAUGGCACAGUGGCCUAUCUCUACCUCACAGAAAGAGGAACGAAUGGAUUUUUCUUCAAAGCUUCGUGAAAAGCCAGUUACAUUUUGGUUGUCAAAAGUUUACGUCAACGAACAUCGCUACAAGUUUGAUUGCAAAGGAGUAAUAUCUUCAUAUUUUGGUACUCAACGAACCAAUAUACCAUGCAGGGUUUCCGUGGUUGGUUGCAUCUCACAACCAAAUGAGGAUGGAUGCAAUCUUAUUCGUAAAGUUCAAACCCGGAUUGACUCCCAGCAAUAUAUUAAUUUUCUCUUGGAGGUGAUGGCAUCUUACCCAACAGUGGAGCCCAUUACAGUCGUUCACAAUAAAUAUCCAGUUUAUAGCAGUCUCAAAGUUACUAAAUGGCUCGGAGAAAAUCCAAGAAUGUCUGUUCUGGAUAGCUGGCCACCAGCUAGUGGUGAUUUGAUGCCAAUGGAUGCAGUGUUCUCAAAAAUCUUGACAGAGUUCGACGAACAAGAAAUGCGUGUACACAGUGAAAAAGAUCUUUAUGAAGAAAUCAAAAACACAUUUGUUUCUUUAACUGAAAAAGAUGGUUAUGUAAAGUCUAUUAUUUCCCAAAUUCCAAUUAAGUUGCAAAAGAUUUUGUUGAAGAAAGGUGAGUCAGUGUGAGUCACCGAUUGAAACAUUAAUUGAUUUCUUGAUCAGGGAAAUAAAAACACAAGAGAUGUUAUCUCGAUUAA